Molecule: messenger RNA, 3219 nt
Organism: Leucoraja erinaceus (little skate)
Lineage: Eukaryota; Metazoa; Chordata; Chondrichthyes; Rajiformes; Rajidae
Gene: kifap3a
Product: kinesin-associated protein 3a
Exons: 21
Coding region: 207-2582 (791 amino acids)
Biological process (GO): cilium organization; microtubule-based movement
Cellular component (GO): ciliary transition zone; kinesin II complex; axoneme
Molecular function (GO): kinesin binding
Source: RefSeq, a predicted model, not a curated record
UCCGCUGUUUGUUGCAACCCUCGGGCUCGGCUCCGCCCUGUCACCGCUCGGAUUGUGGGGCGGCUGCACUUGUCACCAUAGAUCCAGUGUCUUUGCUUGUCACAGGCAACCGGGCCGGAGAUGCCAAGGUAGAGCCGGUGGAAAAAAACAACAACACACAAAGGACACGGCUUCCAGCUGAAGCCGAGCGACAGCGGCCAGGAGAAAUGCAGUCGGAGGAUGCUCGCUAUCUGAAGAGGAAAGUGAAAGGGGGCAAUAUAGAUGUACAUCCAGCGGAGAAAGCUUUGGUUGUUCACUAUGAAGUGGAAGCUACGAUUUUGGGUGAGAUGGGCAAUGCCAUGCUAGGAGAACGGAAGGAAUGUCAGAAGAUUAUUCGCCUGAAAAGCUUGAAUGCUAACACUGACAUCGCAUCCCUGGCACGCAAAGUGGUAGAAGAAUGCAAGCUCAUUCAUCCGUGUAAACUAGCAGAGGUUGAACAGCUAAUCUAUUACCUUCAGAACCGCAGGGAUAGCCCUCCAGGAAGAGAAAAACAAGAAAAAAAGAUUGGCAAGCUGAAAGAUCCGCCUCCUUUUGAAGGAAUGGAAAUUGAUGAAAUAGCAAAUAUUAACGAUAUUGAAGAUUACAUAGAAUUGUUGUAUGAGGAUAUAGCUGACAAAGUUCGAGGUUCAGCACUCAUUCUUCAGUUGGCUCGUAAUCCUGAUAAUUUGGAAGAAUUGCUGCAGAAUGAGACGGUGCUUGGGGGGGGGGGGGGGGGAAGAAGAGAAGAGUGGAGACAUGCUAAUAGUUGUAUCACACCGAACCUGUACUUUUUGUUUUGCAGUUUUUCUCAAUUUCACGGGCUAAUCACUCACUAUAAAAUCGGUGCUCUCUGUAUGAACAUUAUUGACCAUGAACUGAAGAGACAUGACCUAUGGCAAGAAGAACUCAAUAAAAAGAAGAAAGUAGUUGAAGAUGAUGCUGAUAACCAAGUCAUGAAAAAGGAUUAUGUGAAAACAUACAAGAAAUAUCAGGGACUAGUUAUCAAGCAGGAGCAACUGUUGAGAGUUGCUUUCUAUCUUCUGUUGAAUUUGGCGGAAGACACGAGGACUGAACUCAAAAUGAGGAACAAGAAUAUUGUCCACAUGCUUGUGAAAUCACUUGAUCGAGAAAACUUUGAGUUGCUGAUCCUAGUGAUGUCCUUCUUAAAAAAACUUAGCGUAUUUGUAGAGAACAAAAACGAUAUGGUGGAGUUAAACAUCAUUGAGAAGCUAACAAAUUUGGUGCCCUGUGAUCAUGAGGAUCUUCUGAAUAUUACCUUGCGCUUGCUGCUGAAUCUUUCCUUCGACACUGGGCUUCGGAACAAGAUGGUCCAAGUGGGCCUACUCCCAAAACUGACUGCACUGAUAGGUGCUGAAAACCAUAGGCAAAUAGUGAUGUGUAUUCUGUACCAUGUCACCAUGGAUGAUCGCUUCAAAUCUAUGUUUGCAUACACUGAUUGCAUUCCACAGUUAAUGAAGAUGUUGUUUGAAUGUGCAGAAGAGCAUAUUGAUAUGGAAUUAAUCUCCUUUUGUAUUAACCUUGCAUCUAACAAGAGAAAUGCACAACUAAUCUGCGACGGAAAUGGCCUUAAACUGUUAAUGAAACGAGCCUUCAAAUUCAAGGAUUCGCUGCUGAUGAAAAUGAUCAGGAACAUUUCACAACAUGAAGGCCAAAGCAAAGAUUUAUUCAUAGAUUAUGUUGGGGACCUGGCAGCUCAGAUCAAUAUCAAUGAAGGUGAAGAAUUUGUUAUUGAGUGCCUUGGAACAUUGGCUAAUCUGACAGUUCCAAAUCUGGACUGGGAGCUUGUGCUGAAAGAAUAUAACUUGGUUCCAUUCCUCAAGGACAAACUGAAACCAGGUUCGACAGAAGAUGACCUGGUUCUGGAAGUGGUGAUUAUGAUUGGCACUGUGUCCAUGGAUGAUUCCUGUGCAGCAAUGCUAGCUAAAUCUGGAAUUAUUCCAGCACUCAUUGAGCUUCUAAAUGCCAAGCAAGAAGAUGAUGAAUUUGUUUGCCAAAUUGUAUAUGUCUUCUACCAGAUGGUUUUCCACCAAGCUACCAGAGACGUAAUUAUAAAGGAAACCCAGGCUCCAGCAUACUUGAUUGAUCUAAUGCAUGAUAAAAAUGCAGAGAUACGGAAAGUCUGUGACAAUACGUUGGACAUCAUUGCGGAAUAUGAUGAAGAGUGGGCCAAAAAAAUUCAAAGUGAGAAGUUUCGCUGGCACAACUCACAGUGGCUUGAAAUGGUUGAGAACCGUCAGAUGGAUGAAACUGAGCCCUAUGUCUAUGGUGAUGAUGGGUUAGAGACAUUUAUUCAUGAAGGAGAUAUUCUUGAAAGACCUGAUCUUUUCUACAAUGCAGAAGGACUUUUGCCCCCUGAUGGAUCCAUUAGUCCAGAUUUCUUAACUGACUACCAGUUUCAAAAUGGUGACCUUGUUGGACAGCAUCCUUAUAGCAGUAUGGCAGUUGAUGGAUUUGGUCAGCCAGUUAGCUUUCCUGGGCGUCCAGUUACAGCUUAUGGUUACCGUCCAGAUGAUCCUUUCCUCUAUCCAUUUGGAACCAGAUAAGCUCAACAAAAAUAUUUAUUAGUGCUUUUGUAACACUCCUGUACAUAACUGCAUGUGUAAUGUGCUGAGGGUCUUUGUUGGUACUGCAUUGUGUCAGAGUUAAGAUGUGAAUUGCAUUUGUACAUGGAACUCUCCAAUAUCCUGACUGAAAUAUAUUGGUUGUAAUUUGUAUUAUUUAAUGUUUUUCUGCCUUUAUUUGAAACACUGGUUGAACCUGAAAAAAACAAAACUGGAAUGAAGUCUCCAAUAUACAAACUGUACUUUUAAAUAAGCCAAUUCCACAGCUAAUACUUUGCUAUUUAAGUGUGGGAUCUCAUUCCAUUAAUCUAAAAAUGUUUCAUUAUAGCAAUUUUACCUUUAAAUCUGUUUACCAUAACAAGCUGCAUUUUAUAUUUGCAGAAAUAAUUACACAAAAUGCAGAGCCAUAUUCCAUGUUUUAAAUUAUUUGAAUUAUCUCGCUGCAGUUUAUUACAUUUCUGUUCUGUUUGUUCCACAUCUAGUAUGCUUGUUUCUAUUUAUUUUGCCAUUACUGUGAUCAAUGAACAAAUGUGGAUUUAAACAGAUCUGGCAGCAUUGUUUUACGUUUGGAGAAUCUAUUGUUAAGAAAUAAGAACUGAAAAUAAACAGCCAAAAUCAA